AAGAUGCUUGGGGUGAAUGUUUUGGGUUUUCUUUUGUUUUCAACUUUAAUGUUGUUGUUACAGCACAUUUGUGAUGCUGACAACAAUGUGAGUGCCAGUUGGGAAUGUUCAGAGGCUGAUAACUCAACAUCUGAAAACUCCUUCCAGGCCAACCUUAACAGUCUCCUGAAUCAGCUUGCUGGAAAUGGGCCUGCUCGCAGCAGCUUUUAUAAAACCACUGCAGGGAAGAAGUCAGACAAGAUUUAUGGUCUUGUGCAGUGUAGAGGAGACGUUUCUGCAGAAAACUGUGCUAACUGCACAAAGCAAUCCAUAUCUGCUGCCUUGCAGGAUUGCCCCAAAAGCAAAAAUGUUAAGGUUUGGUUCACUUGGUGCUUUCUCCGGUAUUCUGAUCAGCCUUUUUUUGGUGUUUGGGAUCAAUCCUCAACAGCAGUGUUCAAUGAUACCAAUUUUGAUGACCCAUCUGUUGUAUUCCAAGGAUUCAAUUUCACGAAUGGGAUUGCAGCCGCGGCAGCAAAUCAGCCUCUGAUGUUUCAGGCUGGAGUGCUGGAUGUUGGCCAGAAUGGAAGGAGGUAUGUUAUGGCUCAGUGCACCAGAGAUAUCAGCGGGGCAGACUGCAGCAAGUGCUUUGAUGCUCAACUGACGACUUUUAGAACCACAGUUGGAAACAAGAGAGGGUGGGAGAUUUAUGGGUCUAGUUGUAGCAUGUGGUACCAUGACUAUCAGUUCUAUUUCAAUAUGUCUACCUCUUCUAAUCACGGUACUCGAAGAUCUUCAUCACAGGGAAUUGCAAUUGAGAUAACUAUGAUUGUUCUGGUGUUUGUAUUGGUGGUAUAGCCAUUAGAUGCUGUUCAGUUAUAGAAGGGAAGGUGAAAGAUGGGAUCAGAAGUGACUAAUUUUCACUUAAAAGACUUUUUUCAUGUACUAUUUUUUAUGAAGAGGUACGGUUGGCUAUCAGCUCAACUUUUGU
Rubroshorea leprosula is the source of this 967-nucleotide messenger RNA. Lineage: Eukaryota; Viridiplantae; Streptophyta; Magnoliopsida; Malvales; Dipterocarpaceae. The record is from the annotation of a GenBank genome assembly.